Molecule: messenger RNA, 3945 nt
Organism: Epinephelus moara (kelp grouper)
Lineage: Eukaryota; Metazoa; Chordata; Actinopteri; Perciformes; Serranidae
Gene: gon4la
Product: gon-4 like a
Exons: 24
Coding region: 337-3510 (1057 amino acids)
Biological process (GO): regulation of DNA-templated transcription
Cellular component (GO): nucleus
Molecular function (GO): transcription coregulator activity
Source: RefSeq, a predicted model, not a curated record
GGAUAUGUAGUUUUACUCAGAAGCAUCUCAUAGUUGUGGCGGGUAAGUGUGUGUUCGCCGUGAGUUUUGCCGUUAAACCGUUACACUAAAACCAUCGGUACCGGGCCGGCAGUGUGACUGUUGGACCGGAGAGUGAGAAGCCGGACCGGAGAGUGAGAGGCUGGACCGGCUCACCGGGACACCGGCUCGGGCUGUAGUCCGUCUGUUGUCAUGCUACCGGCAGAGAGUUGUUAGCAUGCUAGCUGGAGGAGAGCAGACAGCAGCAGCCUGAUACCGUUUACUGGACUGAACACACGGUAACUCCGGUCUGAGCUGACGAGGUCAUGUUUCUCCAGAAUGAGCUCCACCCGCAAACGCUUCAAACUCACCCCGUCCAAAUCCCAACCCCCUGCCGCCACAGCCACUGCCCGGAGCGUCAGACCGCCACACUCCAGUCCUCAGCUCAGCUCCCAUGAUGCUUUGCUGCUGCCGUUUCCUCCUGCAGGGGGCGGAGCUCAGGAGGAGGACGAGGAGGAGGGGUACCUGCUUGUGGAGGAAGACACCACCGACUCCAGCCUCAUCAUCACCAUGGACGACAGUCACGUGGAGGGGAAGGCAGCGAGGAGGAGGGCAGUGAGGAAGAGGAAGAAGAAGCUGACAGAGGAGGAAGAGGAGGAGAGGGGCGGAGCCUCAGAGAGCGAGGAGGAGGAGGAUGAAGAGGCGGAGGUAGAGGUGGAGAUCGACAGGCAGCUUGACCAGUCACUGGAGACCAAGUCCAAACAGCACAACUUGACCACGGUCAAUGUCCGCAACAUCAUCCACGAAGUGAUCACCAACGAACAUGUGGUGGCCAUGAUGAAAGCUGCCAUCAACGAGACCGAGGCCGUCCCUCCAUUUGAGCUGAAAAUGACUCGAUCCAAGUUUAAAGAGGUCGUGGAGAAAGGAGUGGUGAUUCCAGCCUGGAACAUUUCUCCCAUAAAGAAGACAAGUGACGUCAACAAGGCUCCUCAGUUUGUGGACAUCCCUCUGGCUGAGGAAGACUCCUCUGAUGAAGAGUACCGUCCUGAUGAGGAAGAGGAGGAUGAGACGGCUGAAGAUACGUUCCAGGAGAGCGACAUGGAGAGCACAGCGUCGUCCCCCAGAGGAAGUCGUGUGAGCAGAGUGGACGAUGACAGCUGCAGCCCCUGGCAGACUUCUCGGAGCAGCUUUAGGCGUUUGAGAGCGAGGCCUGUCUCUAUGGGACCUCCCCCUCCUCCCAAAGCCCCACCCCCUAGAGCGGUGACUGACAGCACCUUCCUGGAGAAGCUUCACGCUGUGGAGGAGGAGCUAGCUGUGUGCAUGGAGCCCUACCAGCCGCUGUCGGAGUCAGAGGAUGAGGUGGGGCUGAUGGCGUACAGAACGCGCUCCAAGCGUCCUCUACGUGAUGUCCCGCUGGGCCGACUGGAGGCGGAGCUCCGAGCUCCUGACAUCACACCUGACAUGUACGACUCCAGCUCCGCCCACGAGGACAGGGAGUGGACUGAUUGGCUGAGAGGCCUGAUGACGUCAGACAUGGAAAAUGAAGAGGAGUGUGAUGAUGAAGAUGAUCCAGAGUACAACUUCCUGGCUGACAUCGAUGAACCUGAUGUUGAGGAUUACCGUGACGACAAGGCCGUCCGCAUCACCAAGAAGGAGGUGAACGAACUGAUGGAAGAGCUGUUUGAGACGCUGAAAGAAGAUCUGGCGGGACAGGAAGUGGAAGAUGACGGCCAUGAAGAGGAGGAGGAGCCACAGGAGGAGCCUCACUCUGUUCUAACGCACACAGCUGAGGAGCAGCACCACAGAGGACCAGACGGAGACGGACCAAUCACAGAGCUGCGUACGGUGAAGCAGCAGCUGGCGUCCAUCAGGAAGAGACAGCAGACACACACACUGUGUAACACACACACACAUAGUCCAGAGCCGUACACACUGAAGCUGGGAGGACCGCAGAGGGCCCGCCUCCACCAGCAGCUACAACAGCAUGUCCAGCUGCUGACUCAGAUCCACCUGCUGAGCUCACCUGUGGUCAGACUGCAAAGCGAGGCCGAGACCACCCGACAGUUCCUGUUUGAGUUGGACCUGUUGGCUCAGAGGGGUGAGCUGCUGAUGUCAUCAGGGCGUCCCGGUUUCCGCAGCGCCUUCAGAGCCUCCAACCUGCGGGGGGCGCUGCAGCUGCUGGAGGAGCUGCAGCAGACUCCCAUCAGCCACCAGCAGCAGCACCACCCUCCGGACGCCAGAGGACACAUGCGUUGUUACCCCGUCCUGCCAACUGAACUUGCCUGGCUCUUCGCCACCCGUCUGGUCUUCCUGUACCCGGAGCUGCUGCCCUGCGCCAGCCUGGACCCCGCUCUGUACUGCCCCCGCAGGACGGCGGCGUUCACUGCAGCUGAGGACUGCCUCCUGGUCCUCGGCCUCAGAAACAUGGAGGGGUCAUGUGACCCGACGAAGCUGGUGUCUCAGUUCCUGCUGAGGAAGACUCUGGUCCAGGUGAGGCGGAGGAUCCUGCAGUGCUGCAGACCCGGUUCCCCUGACAACAUUGUCAAGGCCUUCAGGUACCAGCGGGUGUUGUGGCCAAUGAUGGUGGCGUGCCGGCCGGUGGAGCCGUCAGAGCAGCGCCCCCCAGUGGAGAGGGAGGAGGAGUCAAUGCCCCUGUGGCUGCUGGAGGAGGAGUCCUCAGAGGAUGAUGAAGGUCAGAGGAAAUGUGAGGACGAGGCGUUCGCUCAGGAUUACCUGCUCAGAGUGUGUGAUGCGGUGCAGGUGUCCCCAGGCGUCUCUGAACAGCUGCUGCAGCUGUUGGAUCGGUCCUCGGCGGCAGCGGCAGAGGUUCUGUACAACGGACUGAAGUGUGUCCUGCGGCCGUGGCCUCAGCUGACCAGAGACUUCGCCGCCUUCCUGAGUCGAGGACAGGCCCACCGCUGUGGGCUGCUGGAGGAGCAGCAGCUGUUUGAACGCAGCCGGCGGUUUCUGCGGCUACUGGGGCGGAGCCUGGGAGAAGGCUCCUCCCUCUACCAACAUGUGGUGUCAGUGCUGCAGGCAAGCUCCACCCCCCCACCUGAGGACAUGGAGCAGAUCUCCUCUCUGCUCAGACACCACUCUGACCUGCAGGAGGAAUUCUGGGAAUUCUUCAAGCAGCUUCACGGCCAGUCGUCACCAGUAGCAACUGGCCCAAAGACCAUAGAGGGGGACUGCAUAACCCAGAAUCCUCCUGACGGGAACAGGAAGAGAGCUGAGGCGUCUGAUGAGUUGGAGCGACCCGUCUGUGCCAAAAACAUCUCCAUGACCUCGAGUGGAGAGAAGGUCAUCGUCUGGACACGCGAGGCAGACCGCGCCAUCCUGACAGCCUGUCAGCAGAGAGGAGCCAAUCAGAAAACCUUCAGACAGGUCUCCACCCAACUGGGAAACAAGACCGCCCAACAGGUGAGCCGGCGCUUCUACGACCUCAUGAGCCUUUUCCACUCCGCCUUCCAAAAGGGCCAGCCAAUCAGCCGACAGGACGCAGCCCGGGACUGAAUGCGUGGCCAAUCAGAGACGAAAAUGUGUUCCAGAUGGAAAAUGUGUCGUGUUUCCGUUACACCCAGACAGUGUUACUAUAAGCUAAUAAAACGUGAUCCAUGAAUGUAUCAAUGACUCUGGAACAUGUUCCGUGUUCAGGAACGUGUUACUGGAAUGAGUUCUACGAGAGGGGUUAAAGGUCGGUAGAGUUCUUAGAUCUAAUAUGAGUCACUGUGAAACGCUCAUGAAUUUGCCAAUCCAAGGGUAUUGAAGGAAUGGUUCGCCUUACUCUGCCUCUGAUUUGCUUACCCUAACGUUGUUACCUUGACCUUCUUACCCUGACGUUCAUACCCUGACCUUCUUACCCUAACGUUGUUACCUUGACCUUCUUACCCUGACGUUCAUACUCUGACCUUCUUACCCUGCUGUUCAUACCCUGACCUUCUUACCCUG